This is a messenger RNA of Knipowitschia caucasica, 1527 nucleotides long. Lineage: Eukaryota; Metazoa; Chordata; Actinopteri; Gobiiformes; Gobiidae. The record is from the annotation of a GenBank genome assembly.
AUGCGGCCCCCUGCUCUCCUGCCUCAGCCUCUGCCUCAGCCUCUGCUCUCCUGCCUCAGCCUCUGCCUCAGCCUCAGCCCCUGCUCUCCUGCCUCAGCCCCUGCUCUCCUGCCUCAGCCCCUGCCUCAGCCUCAGCCCCUGCUCUCCUGCCUCAGCCCCUGCUCUCCUGCCUCAGCCCCUGCUCUCCUGCCUCAGCCCCUGCUCUCCUGCCUCAGCCCCUGCUCUCCUGCCUCAGCCUCUGCCUCAGCCUCAGCCCCUGCUCUCCUGCCUCAGCCCCUGCUCUCCUGCCUCAGCCCCUGCUCUCCUGCCUCAGCCCCUGCUCUCCUGCCUCAGCCCCUGCUCUCCUGCCUCAGCCUCUGCUCUCCUGCCUCAGCCUCUGCUCUCCUGCCUCAGCCUCUGCUCUCCUGCCUCAGCCUCUGCUCUCCUGCCUCAGCCCCUGCUCUCCUGCCUCAGCCCCUGCUCUCCUGCCUCAGCCCCUGCUCUCCUGCCUCAGCCCCUGCUCUCCUGCCUCAGCCCCUGCUCUCCUGCCUCAGCCUCUGCCUCAGCCUCAGCCCCUGCUCUCCUGCCUCAGCCCCUGCUCUCCUGCCUCAGCCCCUGCUCUCCUGCCUCAGCCCCUGCCUCAGCCCCUGCUCUCCUGCCUCAGCCUCUGCUCUCCUGCCUCGCCCUGCCUCAGCCUCAGCCCCUGCCUCAGCCUCAGCCCCUGCUCUCCUGCCUCAGCCCCUGCUCUCCUGCCUCAGCCCCUACCUCAGCCUCAGCCCCUGCUCUCCUGCCUCAGCCCCUGCUCUCCUGCCUCAGCCUCUGCUCUCCUGCCUCAGCCCCUGCCUCAGCCUCAGCCCCUGCCUCAGCCUCAGCCCCUGCUCUCCUGCCUCAGCCCCUGCUCUCCUGCCUCAGCCCCUGCUCUCCUGCCUCAGCCUCUGCUCUCCUGCCUCAGCCUCUGCUCUCCUGCCUCAGCCCCUGCUCUCCUGCCUCAGCCUCUGCUCUCCUGCCUCAGCCCCUGCUCACCUGCCUCAGCCCUUGCUCUCCUGCCUCAGAUACAACGACACGCUUCAGGAGCAGAACGUGCAGGACUGUGUGAAGGGCCAGUACUUCCUCCAGGACGACAUGGAGGAGAAGAAAGUGUGCAGUUUCAAGAGGGGCCUCCUCAAAGCCUGCUCCGGCCUCUCCGACACCAGCUUCGGAUACUCUGAGGGCCAGCCGUGCAUCCUGCUCAAACUCAACAGGAUCAUUGGCCUGAUGCCGCGUGGAGACCCUUACAUCAACUGCACAGUGAAGAAAGACUCCCCGGUGCAGAUGGCGUACUAUCCCGAUGAGGGCCGCAUCGACAAGAAGUAUUUCCCUUAUUACGGCAAGAAGGCUCACGAGAACUAUGUGCAGCCUCUGGUGGCCGUGAAGCUGCUUCUGGGGAAGGAGGACCUGAACAAGGAGCACUCGGUGGAAUGCCGGGUAGAGGGCUCCGACCUGCGCAACAACGACGAGCGAGACAAGUGGCUGGGCCGCGUCAGCUUCAAAGUGAAGGUGACGGAGUAA